AUGCAUUCAAUGGCACGGUCCACAGAUAUAUGUCCAUUGUGCGUGGCAAGUGAGAAUGGAUUGCUUGACGGUGGUGAUGAAGAUGGUGAAGUUACCUGGAUCCAAUGCACAAAAUGCAAUCAAUGGUUUCAUAUAAAGUGCUUAAAGAUACCUGAUUACGAAAUAGGCAACUUUGUCUCGUAUCAUUGUUCUAAAUGCAGCCAGACCCAAGGACCCUCUGUUUUGAAACGCAAAUCUAAAAGAUCAAGGAUAUCGAUUGACUAUGUGGCGCUAAACGAGGGAGAAACAAUUGCCAUAGACAAAUCCUCCCAUUUCCAGUUAUCCAAUUUCCUAGAGUUCAAAGGUUCGCCAGAUAUAAGCAUCCAAGACCAUCUUACCAAGGCAGAUGUGAUAAACUCCAAAAUUCUUAAGCCGGUUCUUAUCCCACAAGCAGACCUCUCCGUUGUCGGUAUGGAACUACCGCUAAAUCGAGAGGAUUUGACCGUUGAUUUUAUCACACAAUGCUGUGGUGAAGACAUGCCCGUGGAAGUAAUGGAUGUCAUUUCCCAGCAAAGUGUCUCGCCUGCGUGGAAAUUGAAUCAGUGGCGGAAAUAUUUCAAUACAGAUCCGCAGUAUAGAGACAGAAUACGCAACGUUAUAUCGCUAGAGAUUUCAAAAGUUGCAAAGUUGGGCACUGGUUUCAAGCGGCCGCAAAUGGUGCGCGAUAUGGAUAUUGUAGACAAGGUAUGGGACCCCAACGAUGACCAAGAAAGAAGCAAAGUGACCAAGUACUGUCUCAUGUCAGUGAAGGAUUGCUACACUGAUUUCCAUAUUGAUUUUGGUGGCACUUCUGUUUACUAUACUGUCCUAAAAGGUUGCAAAACCUUUUUAAUGUUUCCUCCAAGCGAUAUCAAUUUAGAACUAUACACCUCGUGGUGUUUGGAGCCUAAGCAAAACUUUAUUUGGUUUCCUGAGUAUUCUGUGAUAAAGAACAAAAAACGUGUUUUCCCCCUGGGAGGAUUCAAAAUUACUUUACAACCAGGUGAUUUAUUUAUAAUACCGAGCGGUUGGAUACAUAGUGUUCACACACCUCAAGACUCGGUCGUUUAUGGUGGCAACUAUCUAACGCUAAAAGAUAUGACAAUGCAGUUGAAAAUAUACGAUGUAGAGACGAAAACAAAGGUACCAGCUAAAUUCAGGUUCCCAAUGUUCAACAAAGUAAUUUGGUUGAGUGCCGCUUAUUAUUAUGCCCAUGAACAGGAGUUGUUAGAGGACGCCGGCUCAAAAGAAGUUGCCUUACAAGUCUUGAACUCGUGGAUAAAGCACCUCGAGCGACAUCAUGAGUUGAGUAAGAGCAAUCAAGUAGCAAAGAGAAGCAUUCCUAAACAAGUGGGAAACCCCUCCGAAUUUAUUUGCCAAUUGCAAGUUUGGAAAGACAAACUAUAG
Molecule: messenger RNA, 1425 nt
Organism: Lodderomyces oxycetoniae
Lineage: Eukaryota; Fungi; Ascomycota; Pichiomycetes; Serinales; Debaryomycetaceae
Product: [Histone H3]-lysine-36 demethylase
Exons: 1
Coding region: 1-1425 (474 amino acids)
Biological process (GO): regulation of transcription by RNA polymerase II; protein demethylation
Molecular function (GO): histone demethylase activity; transcription coregulator activity
Source: RefSeq, a predicted model, not a curated record